CGAAACCCUGGUUUGUGUUCGUUCUUUCACCUGUGCCGCCUUCUCACAGUUUUGCUCACGAUCUAGAGCUUUUCUCCGAUCGAUCUUCCUCGCCGUCCUUUCAUAAGCUAUGGCUGGGAAAGCUGCAGAAACUAUGGCAAAGACAGUGACGGGGUUUCAACAUCCAUGGAGGGCAAAACUCGAUAAAUACAGGACCGAGCUGACCAAAGGAGUGUGGGGUUACUGGGAGAUGGGAGCAUGGAAACCAUUAGGGAUAAGCGCUCGAAGGAGAGCGAUGCUGAGGAAAGAAGUGUUGACUAAUGGAGAAGAUUGGCCUUACGAUCCAGAGAGGAAAGCGAUGAGGACAAAGAGGAAAGGUCAUAAAUGCGAUAGGAUCUCAGCUGAGAAAAGAGAGAACACUGCGAAACUUAUGUUGAAGAUGCCUCAGAUGUUGCUUGAUUACAAGAAGAGAAGGUGGGAUAAGAAGAUGAAGGAAGAAGAGAAAGCUAAAGAAGACAAGUAAUCAUAUUUUGAUUGAUGAGUAAGAUCGUUUACAAUUUAGUCUUGAGCUGAUGAAUAAUCAAAUCAUAACUCUUUGUUGUUUGGUCGUUAUGAAAAUCUCGGAUUUUGGUUUUCGAAUAGAGAUGGUUGAAUUGGAUAUGAGAGCUCAAGUUUGCAUUUGUAUGAAUGUUUUUAUUCUUGUUGUCUUGUAGGAACCUAAGCGUUGUUUUUACAUUUUGACUGUAAAAAAAUGGUUUAUGAAGUACUCAAUUACGGAUUGUUGUGA
This is a messenger RNA of Camelina sativa (false flax), 766 nucleotides long. RefSeq lists its product as uncharacterized. The record is from RefSeq and is a predicted model, not a curated record. Lineage: Eukaryota; Viridiplantae; Streptophyta; Magnoliopsida; Brassicales; Brassicaceae.